Actinia tenebrosa (Australian red waratah sea anemone) is the source of this 1439-nucleotide messenger RNA. RefSeq lists its product as uncharacterized. The record is from RefSeq and is a predicted model, not a curated record. Lineage: Eukaryota; Metazoa; Cnidaria; Anthozoa; Actiniaria; Actiniidae.
AAGACACCUAUUGAAGCUAGCCGCUAUAAAAGUAUCUCGAACAUUCCUAGUGCUCAGUUGCUUUCCUGCGCCACUGGUAGAAGAGUAGUAAGUGGGGAAAACCAAGCCUUUCUCAGUCAUUUCAAGGUACACAAUUUCUUCCUGGAAUCAAGAUGAGGUGUCAAGUUACAGCACUUCUCCUUUUCGUCGUAGCAGUCCAAUCAAGACAAAUCGUUGACCGAACUCCAGAAAGUGACGAAGCAAGUCAAAGUUUAAAAGGCAGUUCCUUUGAAAAGCUUUACAGGGAUUACAUAAGAUAUGGUUUGCCAGUCGACCCAAACGAUGCUCCAAAACUGGAUGCCCCCAAAAAGCGCAUGGAAAGUUUGGAUGACUUGCCAGCCAAACCAAAACUGGAUGCCCCAAAAAAGAGCAUGGAAGAUUCCGAUGACUUGCCAGCCGAACCAAAACUGGAUGCCCCCAAAAAGAGCAUGGAAGAUUCCGAUGACUUGCCAGCCGAACCAAAACUGGAUGCCCCCAAAAGGCGCAUGGAAGAUUCCGAUGACUUGCCAGCCAAACCAAAACUGGAUGCCCCCAAAACUCGCAUGGAAGAUUCCGAUGACUUGCCAGCCGAACCAAAACUGGAUGCCCCCAAAAGACUCAUGGAAAAUUCAGAUGACUUGCCAGCCAAACCAAAACUGGAUGCUCCCAGAAAGAGCAUGGAAGAUUCAGAUGACUUGCCAGCCGAACCAAAACUAGAUGCCCCCAAAAGACGCAUGGAAGAUUCAGAUGACUUGCCAGCUGAACCAAAACUGGAUGCCCUAAAAAGACGCAUGGAAGAUUCAGAUGACUUGCCAGCCGAAACAAAACUGGAUGCCCCCAAAAGACCCAUAGAAGAUUCCGAUGACUUGCCAGCCGAACCAAAACUGGAUGCCCCCAAAAGACGCAUGGAAGAUUCUGAUGACUUGCCAGCCAAACCAAAACUGGAUGCCCCCAAAAGACGCAUAGAAGAUUUGGAUGACUUGCCAGCCAAACCAAAUGUUCCAGAACUGGAUGUACCUGAAAUAGACAUGAUAUUGAACGCCCCGGAAGAGGAGGAAGAUCUGUUUGACCUGCCAGCAAUAAUGAAAUGAACAAGACUCAGAAUAUCAAUUUAACUACGAAGCUAAACAUAUUGAUGCUUGAUGCUACUGCACUUUCGUAAAUUUACAAUUGGUAAUUUAUAAUAGUUAUUGACUAUUUAUAAGCUAAUGGCUAUUCGCGUUCCCUUUGUACGCUUAUUUUUCAUUUCGUUAUUUUUAUGUUAUUAUAUCAGUGAUACAUUAUCAAUAUUAGAGAUAAUCGACCAUAUUAACUUAUAGUUUUUGGGAAAAAAUUUUGUUGCGCUGUUACACUAUGAUAAUGUUCCAAUUGUUUUGUAUUUUGUAUAACAAAAAGCGUUGAAGUAAAUAAUUUCAAACAAA